This is a messenger RNA of Funneliformis geosporum, 167 nucleotides long. Lineage: Eukaryota; Fungi; Glomeromycota; Glomeromycetes; Glomerales; Glomeraceae. The record is from the annotation of a GenBank genome assembly.
AGGAUGAUCGACAUAUUGCACUAAAUCAAAUUAAGGAGAAUCAGCAAAAGCAGAAGGAUCAAUAUGACAUAAGUGCAAUAGCUGAACAAUUUAAAAUUGGAGAUAAAGUAUUAGUAGAAUGCAUAUGGUUAAAAAAUAAUUUCUCAGCUAAAUUGGAAGAAUAUUAG